UCAACGCCAGCUGUAAGCUUUCUCAAACUUCUUAGGCGCGCGUUUCGGCUCCGGGCCCGUGGGUCUCACUUCCCCCUCUUUAUUUGUGGCGCGGCCCGCAAAUGGCCGCCGCUGCUCCCAUCUUCCACCUGGGCGCGACAGAUGGCUGGGUGAACGACCCCAACGGCCCACUGCUGCACCGCGGCCGCUACCACCUCUUCUACCAGUACCUCCCCCGCCAGGCUCACUGGAGCUGGGGCCUGGCCUGGGGCCACGUGGCCAGCACCGACCUGGUCACGUGGCGCCGACUGCCGCCUGCGCUGAUGCCGGGGCUGGGCUUCGACGACAUCGGGCCGCCGCCGCCGCAGCAGCAGCAACAGUCGCAGCAGCAGCAGCAGCCGCAGCGGCAGCGGCCGUUGGGUGAGGUGGCGGGCCCUGGUGCUGGUGGUGGUGCGGCUACCGGCGGCGGCGGUGGCGGCAGCAGCGGGGGCGGAGGCGGGGACGGAGGCGGGGACGGGGUGGACCAGCAGCAGCAGCCCGCGCUGUUGCCGCUGCCUGACCCGCACGAACCCAGUGCUCCGGACUCGGGCGGCUGCUUCAGCGGCUGUGCGGUGGUGGACGAGUGCGGGGUGCCCACACUGCUGUACACGGGGGUCAGGCUGCGGCCGGGUGUGGACCCGUGGGGCACAGCCACGUACGGCACAGUGAGCCUGAUGGCGGAGGAGGCGCAGCUGGCGGCCCGGGCGGCGGACCCGGACGACCCCGACCUGAAGGUGUGGGUGAAGCAGCGGCGGCCCUGGACGGCCGCACCCCCCGCCCUGCCGCCACCGUUGCAGCCAUCGCCUGAUGAAGAGCAGGCGGCGGCAUCGAACCCAGCAGAACAGCAGCAGGGGCAGCAGGAGGGGCAGCAGGAGCAGCAGCACGCGGUCAUUAACUGCUUUCGAGACCCCUUUGUGGUGCUACAGCCCACCCGCGGCGGCAGUAGCAGUAGCAGUGGCAAGCGGGCAAGUGCCGGCACUACAGGAGUUAAAGAGGUGCUGGAGGCUGAGGCGGCUCCGACGGGUGAGGCACUGAUGAAGGCCGGAGGCGCGGGAAGCGACGGUGACGGCGACAGGGGAAGCGGCGCUCAAGGUGCGGAGUCCACUGCCGCGACAGCUGCGGCGCUGUCCCCAACCACCUCUGGCUGCGGCGGGGAGUGGGUCGUGGCUGCGGCGCUCAGUGAGGGACCCGGCAGUAGCAACGGCGGCAGUAGCAGCGGCAGUAGCAGCCCGGGAAGCAGGGCGGUGGGAGGCGGCCGCGGCAGUGCCGGUGCCAGGGUCAGCGGCACUGCGGUGUUGGUUGCUGCCGCUCCCCCCCGCUCAGCAGCGGGCGUGUUACCCACCGCCUUGCCAAUGCCUGACGCGGUCUUUGCGGCGGCGGCGGCGGCCGCCGGUCCCGCUGGCAGUAGCAGCAGUAGCAGCCGCAGUCCACAGCUGCGACCGCGCCAGCCCACGGUUCCCCACCCGGCUGUGCCACACGGCUGGCCCCCCAGUGCUACAGCCGCCGCCUCACCGCCCGCCACUGCCACAGCUACUGCCAAGUCCGCGCCUGCUGCUGCUGCUGCUCCUGCCAGCCCUGCACCAGCUGCAGCAGCAGCUGCUACAGCCGCUGGCGGUAGUGACGAUGACUGGGAGAUUGUGACGGAUGAGGCAGGCGGCAGUAGCAACGGCAGCGGCGGCGGCAGUAGCAGAGGUCAUAGGGCGGCAGCAGCCCCACCCACCGCAAGGCCGCCGAGAAUGCAGGGCGUCGGACCUCCUGAGGGCGUACGUAAUGGUGGGCGUGGGGACAGUGGCGGCGUGGCGGCUGGCAGCAGCAGUAGCAGGGAGACAGCUAGCGGUGGCGGCGGCGACGAGAACAGUGGCAGCGGCAACAACAGCCGAGGCGGCGGCGAAGGCGGCGGCGCGGAGCAGGCGGCGGCGGCGAGUGGGGGCGGCGGCAGGGCCGAGGCCGCGCUGGCGCGGGCCGCCGCAGCGGCGCAGCGGGCGGCGGCGGCCGCGGAGCGGGUUGCUGCCCUGAGGCGCCCGCUGCUGGGGACCGCCCUCCCUGCAGCUGGAGCGACACCUGGUGAUGAGGGGUCACGUGCUGGCGACAGCAGGGCGGCGGGCGGCCAUCAGGCGGGCAAGGAUGGUAAUGAUGGCAAGGAUGAUGAUGGUGAUGAUGCCGGUGAUGGUCAUGAUGGUCAUGAUGGUGAUGGUUAUGGUGAUGGCGGCGGCGGCGAGCUGGACACAUUCUUCUGCGUGUCACCCGGCAUCUGCGGCAGCAUCUACUGGAUGUGCCGCCAGCUGCUGAGGACGACCAGCAGCAGCAGCAGGGCUCACCACGAGCCGCCGCCGCACCAGCAAGAGCAAGAGCAGCCACCGCACACGGCACAGCCGCAUCCACCUCCGCCGCCACCACCGCAACCGCCGCAGCCGCACAAAGCGCCGCCGCCGCCGCCACCGCCGCACACGGCACAGCCGCCGCCGCCGCCGCCGCCGCCGCUGCGACUGGACCUGAGUAGUGCAGCUGCGGCUGGUGGCAGUGGGUCGGCAGAUGGGCCGCAUCCGCUGGACCUGGGCGAUGUGGUGUACGCGCCCAACCUGCUCACAGACGCCCGGGGCCGUGUGGUCAUGUGGGCCUGGAUCAAGGAGCGACACGUGCCGCCACCGCCGCCGCCUCCUCGGGCGGCCGCGCCGGUAGAGGAGGUGGCGGUGGUGGCGGCGCCGGCAGUGGCAACUGCGGUGGCGGCGCCCGCCUCCACCUUUGCGGGGGCCAUCAGCGUGCCGCGUGUGCUGACGCGGCGCCGCUGCUACUGCCACCACCAGGACACACCUCCUGGUGAUGGAAGCGGCAGUAGCACUGACAACAACAGGGGUGCGGACACGAGCGGCGGCGGCGGCGGCUGCUACGGUCGCCGCCACCGCCGCCAUCGCAACCUCCUGCAUCAGCAGCCCCUGCCGGAGCUUACCCGACUGCGGCGCCCGGCUGUAGCAGGACUACUGCCAAUCAUGCAUGGCGGCGGCGGCGGCGCAUUGCUGAAGCAGACGCAGACGCCGGUGGCGGCGGCGGCCGCCACACCCGCACGCGACGGUUUUGGGUCGGGUGGAGGCGGCAAUGGCGGCGGUGGCGGCGGCGGCGGGCCUGGAGGGGCCGGGCGCACGGCGGCUGUAGAGGGCGCCGUACUGGCGGUUGGCCGGCCCCUGCGACUGAUAGUACCGUACGAGGUAAAAGCGGCGGCGAUGCAGAACGACCCCCACCAAGCCGCAACCGCCGCCGCCGUCGCCGCCAACUCCUCAUCCGCCGCCGCCAGGGCUAUGCCCCUGCUGGCACCUCAUUUGGACUUGGAACUGCUGCUACAGCCGGCGGCGGCAGAGGCGAUGGCGGUGGUGGCGGCGGAGUCGGCGGCGGCGGCGGCACCGAUGUCGCCUGCUACAGCUGGCGGUGUAGGCCCCACCGCCAGCUCCUGCUGGGUCAUGUACCUGGGCCCGCCGCCCGGCACCGGCACCGGCACCGGCACCGGCACCGGCACCGGCACCGGCACCGGCACCGGCACCGGCACCGGCACCGGCACCGGCACCGGCACCGGCACCGGCACCGGCACCGGCACCGGCACCGGCACCGGCACCGGCACCGGCACCGGCACCGGCACCGGCACCGGCACCGGCACCGGCACCGGCACCGGAGGCAACCCCAGCUUAUCACCAGCAGCAGCAACAGCAACAGCAGCAGCGGAGGGGGACGCGGCGCUGCUUUGUUACCACUUCGGGACAUGCGAGCUAGCGGCGGUGGUGGGGCCGGCAUCAGAGGUGCGGGCGCUGCUAGAAGAGGUCUCGGGGGCGACACUGCAGGAGGCUGUAGCAGGCGGCGGCGACAGCACUACGCUGGGUGGCAGUAGCAGCGUGGGCGGCAGUAGCAGCAGAAAGUGUGGUGGCGACGCUCAACAGCGGAGCGCACCAGGCAUGCUACAGCUCCAGCCCGCCGACAACGCGCCGGCAGGGCCAUACGAGGCCGUUGGUGGCGUGUGUGCGCCGCAGCCGCAGCCGCAGCCGCAGUCACAGCCGCAGCCGCAGCCACAGCCGCAGCCACCUCACAUGCCGGCGGCACUGUCGGGACCCUGGGCGCCCAUGGAGCCGCCUGCGCCUACCCCUCCCACGGCGCCCGCCGCAGCUCACAUGGCGUCUCCAGCCUUAUCACCGGCCUCGGCACCUGCACCUGCACCUGCACCCGCGCCCGCAUCCGCCGCUUCCGCCUCGCCGCCCCUCUCUGGGCUGCCGCCCCUCUCAGGGUUGCCGCCCCUCUCAGGGCUGCCGCUGCUGCCGCCGCUGCCGCCGCGCUGUCGGCGCCUGGGCGGCGUGCUGUCGGCUCAGGCGCCCGGCUCGGCUCUGGCGCUGCGGCUGCUGCUCGACCACAGCAUCCUGGAGGCCUUCGCACUCAGCAGCGGAGAGACCCUCACCACCCGCGUGAACCCGCCGCCGCCGGCGGCGGCGGCGGCCGCGGCACUGCCAGCAGCAGCGUCUCCGUCCGUACCGCAGCUGCCGCCCAAGCCUGCCGCCGCCGCGGCGCCUCCGGCGCUGCCGGUUUCACCGGCAGCGGCGGCCCGCAGGAGGGUCUGCAGCAGCAGCUUCCACAGUAGCUGCCAUGAAAUCAGCGGUAGCGGCUCUGAUGAGGGGUCUGCAGGGGGUGUGGUCAUGGCUAUGGGCGCGGCGGCGGCGGCGGCGGCGGGUGGCGGCGGGGCUGUGGCUGUGGGCCGGUGCCGUCUGUGGGCCAUGUCCUCGGCAUGGGAGAUGGAAACGUAGAGGGCGGCUAGUUGCAGGUGUCGAAGAGUUGAGGAAAGAUGGUGGUGUUACCCGUGUGCCCCGUGGUGGCGAUUGAGGAGGCGACGUUACAGUACGGUAGGUAGG
This is a messenger RNA of Chlamydomonas reinhardtii, 4898 nucleotides long. RefSeq lists its product as uncharacterized. The transcript is spliced from 8 exons. The record is from RefSeq and is a predicted model, not a curated record. Bases 102 to 4793 code for a protein of 1563 amino acids. NCBI's taxonomy places the organism in Eukaryota, Viridiplantae, Chlorophyta, Chlorophyceae, Chlamydomonadales, Chlamydomonadaceae. Gene Ontology annotation, molecular function: hydrolase activity, hydrolyzing O-glycosyl compounds. Gene Ontology annotation, biological process: carbohydrate metabolic process.